Haliotis rufescens (red abalone) is the source of this 3687-nucleotide messenger RNA. RefSeq names its product major heat shock 70 kDa protein Ab-like. Lineage: Eukaryota; Metazoa; Mollusca; Gastropoda; Lepetellida; Haliotidae. Gene Ontology annotation, biological process: cellular response to unfolded protein; protein refolding. Bases 228 to 2129 code for a protein of 633 amino acids. Gene Ontology annotation, cellular component: cytoplasm. The record is from RefSeq and is a predicted model, not a curated record. Gene Ontology annotation, molecular function: ATP hydrolysis activity; ATP binding; misfolded protein binding. The transcript has a single exon.
GGGUUUGAGAAUUUGGCAGUCUGCCAAGCGGGCGAGUGUCGGUUGUUAGAGAAUGUUCAGGAACGGGUUGUGUGUGUAUAUAUGUAUCUGGCGGAGUUUGUAGUUUCAGUCUACAGGCUUUUAAGACCGGGGAUAGACGUCGGUAAAGAGAGAGCUAACACUAAACUGCAGUUUCAUCCUGCAUUUGUCGUCUUUUUCCCCUGAAGAGUUGAGAUUGUUAUACAGCCAUGCCGAAGACCCCAGCCGUGGGAAUUGACUUGGGAACCACGUAUUCUUGUGUUGGCGUGUUCCAACAUGGGAAAGUGGAAAUUAUCGCCAACGACCAAGGUAACAGGACAACACCCAGUUAUGUGGCGUUCACCGACACAGAAAGACUUUUAGGUGACGCUGCGAAAAAUCAGGUUGCACUGAAUCCCAGCAAUACUGUUUUUGAUGCUAAGCGUCUGAUCGGGAGGAAGUUUAACGACCAAGCAGUUCAGAGUGACAUGAAGCAUUGGUCUUUCAAGGUCGUCGCUAAGGGAGAUAAACCGAUGUUACAAGUGGAAUUUAAAGGGGAAACGAAAGUGUUUGCACCUGAGGAAAUCAGUUCUAUGGUUUUGACCAAGAUGAAGGAGACAGCCGAAGCUUACCUGGGCAGCAAGGUAACAGAUGCAGUUGUCACCGUUCCGGCCUAUUUCAACGAUUCCCAGCGGCAGGCGACGAAAGACGCCGGGACCAUUUCCGGUCUCAACGUCCUGAGAAUUAUCAACGAACCCACGGCGGCCGCACUGGCUUAUGGUUUGGACAAGAAUCUGAAAGGUGAGAAGAAUGUGUUGGUAUAUGAUCUGGGCGGUGGUACGUUCGAUGUCUCGGUCCUCACUAUCGACGAGGGGUCGAUGUUUGAGGUGAGGUCGACAGCAGGGGAUACCCACCUUGGUGGAGAGGAUUUCGACAACCGGCUCGUCAACCACUUCAAGGAUGAAUUCAAGAGGAAAUAUAAGAAAGAUCUCACCGGAAACCACAGGGCCAUCCGACGCCUGCGCAGUGCCUGUGAACGGGCGAAGAGGACAUUGUCCAGUAGUACAGAAGCUGGUAUAGAGAUUGACUCUCUCCAUGAAGGUAUAGACUUUUAUUCUAAAAUUACCAGGGCUAGAUUUGAGGACCUGUGCGCUGACCUGUUUCGCAACACUAUGGAACCUGUUGAGAAAGCUCUGGUCGAUGCUAAAAUGGACAAGGCUAAAAUUGACGAUAUUGUAUUGGUGGGGGGAUCGACCCGUAUUCCUAAAAUUCAGAAAUUGCUUCAAGAAUUCAUGAACGGGAAAGAUCUGAAUAAGUCUAUCAACCCGGAUGAAGCAGUUGCGUACGGUGCUGCAGUUCAGGCCGCCAUCUUGACCGGCGAUACCCACGAGACCAUUAAGGACGUACUGCUUGUUGAUGUAGCCCCACUGUCCCUUGGCAUUGAGACAGCAGGAGGGGUGAUGACCAAGCUGGUGGAGAGAAAUGCCCGCAUACCUUGCAAAACAUCCAAAACAUUCACCACAUAUUCUGAUAACCAGUCGGCAGUCUCAGUGCAAGUCUAUGAAGGCGAGAGAGCGAUGACUAAAGAUAAUAAUCUUCUUGGUCGCUUCGACCUGACGGGGAUUCCCCCCGCGCCACGUGGUGUGCCUCAGAUUGACGUAAUCUUUGACAUUGAUGCCAAUGGCAUCAUGAACGUAUCCGCCCAGGACAAGAGCACGGGGAAGUCUAGUAAGAUCACCAUUACGAACGACAAGGGAAGGCUAAGCAAGGAGGAGAUUGACAGAAUGGUCAACGAGGCCGAUACAUAUCGAGAAGAGGACGAGAAACAACGAGAACGUGUGACGGCCAGGAACCAGCUUGAGGCUUACGUCUUCAGCGUGAGACAAGCCGUGGGGGACGCAGGUGACAAGCUGCCUCAAGCUGAUAGAGACGCGGUCAACACUAAAUGCGAGGAGACUCUAAAAUGGUUGGAUGCCAACAUGCUGGCAGACAAGGACGAGUAUGAUUAUCAGCUUAAGGAAAUCCAAAAAACAUGUCAACCAAUCAUGAUGAAGCUCCACGGCUCAGGUCAGUCGUCUGGGGGUCAAGGUGAAAGUCAGGGUCAAGGUCCGACUGUGGAAGAAGUGGACUAAACUGUUUGAGAACUGUGUAUCGUGCUUCAUCGUAUAGUAUAGCCAACUGUGUCGAUGUUGAUUGAUGAAUUGUCAUUCUGAAUUGUGGAACCUACUUUCAGGACAUGAUCUGCAAAACCCCAAAUAUCACUGGUGCUAUAGACGGUGGAUGUAUAAUAAUUGUAACGGUAUAUGUAUAUUUUGAAACAUUUGUCAAUGUUAUUUAAUCUAUUAAAUGACAGUAGUGUACCCUCACCUCACAUGAGGCUCAACUGUUUAGUACAAGGAUUUGCUUUCAUGUAUACAUGAAAUUGUAAAAAGAGGUUGCGUAUUGUGCGUUCCAUAUAAAGAUGUCUGUUUGUGCUAACACCGCCUCUCCCAUUAUGGACUGUGUUAAAAAUACAUCACACAGGGCAUUGUGACCGCGACGCCAAGUCGACAUAGGUUGUCUCCCUUCACUCAGAACAAACAAACACGCUCUCUCGACGAGGCAUUUUAUUCCCACGUUUUAUAUCACGGAGAGUUAAACUAUACGAAUACAAUUUGGAACUGUUUUAAGUUUAUUUCCCCAAUUGCAAAACAGCGUUUUCUAUUUUAAAUGGGUCCUUUGUUUCCUUAAGAAAAUAAACUUCAAAGUUUAUUUAUUUUCAGUCGGUCAUUUAUUAAAGCGUGUUAUAUUGUAUGGGUGUAUUGUUGAUUAUUUAGAAUACAAAUCAAUAUAUGGCUUCUGUGUAACAUGGGACUAAUGUUGCUAUCAGGUAUACGUAUUGUUUAAAAAAUAACAUACAGUCAAACACCGUUGUGUCGAAGUUGAAGGGACCUACGUGAAUACUUCGAGUUAUCCGAGGUUCGUCACAACCGAAACUGAUGAAUAUAGAAGGAUUACGCAGGGACCAAGCUUUUACUUCUAGACAAAGUUCGACAUAACGGUGUUGGACGUAUACAUUUACACUAUUGCGUUUUUAACUAUUUAUAGACCUUUUUCCUUUUGACCAGAAGCAAGUGCUCUGCAAAGUGCAAAAUAUCGCCUUUUUCACAAUUUAGCCCACAAACGUUUUUAUCUACCCUAGAUAUUGCCGAACAUUUGUGUUGCUACGUGUUGGUAGGCUUGGCAAUAUAGUAUCUGCAGGAUGUGAUGUUUUAGUUCAUUAUCUGUGUAGAUGAAGAAAGCUACACUGCAGGGCAAAAGAAAGUGUUCACUUGAAAAUUGGAUGUGACAAAUUUUUUUUACAAAAAUGAUCAAACGGCUGAAAUCAGUCGCCAUAACACUUAAACGUAAGGUCCAAAACACAACUAUGAAACCCGUAUCAAAUACAUCACCGUCGAUUAACCAUGUCUCGUUUGUUUCAAAUUUAGUCACCAUCGAACAUGGUGUGUAUACUUUCGUUUGCCCGGUAGUGUAUUUCAUUAUGUUACCUGUGCAUGAUAGUGCUGUAGACAUAAGCAUAUUGCUUUAUGAAUAACUUAAUCUAUUAUGACGUGUCAAAUGCUUUUUUUGUCUUUGAUAUCGUUACUGUUAUUAUUAUUAUUUAUUAAUAUUGUUUAUUAUUUGGAUGAAAUAUAUAUUGAGAAAUGUCAA